Molecule: messenger RNA, 4757 nt
Organism: Labrus bergylta (ballan wrasse)
Lineage: Eukaryota; Metazoa; Chordata; Actinopteri; Labriformes; Labridae
Gene: plekho2
Product: pleckstrin homology domain containing, family O member 2
Biological process (GO): macrophage apoptotic process
Source: RefSeq, a predicted model, not a curated record
CACAAGACGCUGCUGCUCGCGUUGCUCCUCCUCGAUAGUCUCUUCAAUUCAAGAAGUGUAAAAGAGGCUUCAACCGGAAACCAAACUUUUUUCUUCGAACUUUUUUUUUUUUUUUUUUUUUGCUCUGAGGCAAAAGAGGAAAAGAGACGAGCUCACAGUGUCAUAAAACAACACGGUUCCUUUUUUUCUGCUUUUACGUUUUGCUGUUGGAAAUGUGUGAGCUGCCGACCAACGAGGGAGAAGUAAAAGGUUUCUGGAGAGGAGAAUAAGGGCGACGUCGAGUGAUUUCAGGCUGCACAACACUCACAUAACGGAUUUUGGUCCUUUAUCAUGGAAGAUGGUGGGAAAGAGGACCCAGCCCAGUGUAAAGAGCCAAAGUUCCUGGCUAAGGCUGGCUGGAUGAAGAAGGGCUACGGCAGACUGUUGGCCAGCUAUAAGGACCGCUUCGUCCAUGUGGAGAAGACAGAGAUCGUGGUGUAUGAAAACGAGGAGCUGCAGAACUGUUUGGAGAAGGUUGACCUGGAAAGCUAUGAUAAAUGUCACGAGUUGAAGAGCCCCUUCAAGAGGAAGCACCGACUGAUUCUCAUUCGAUCACCCAAGUCUGCAAACAAGGUCCAUGAUGUGAAGUUUCAAACUCAGACUGCGGAGGAGAAGGAGGCGUGGAUUAAAGCUCUGAGUGAUGGCAUCAAUCGAGCAAAGAACAAAAUCUUUGACGAGGUGAAGGUUGAUGACAGCAGUAAUUUAGAGCAUGUAACACGAACAAGACCCAAAGGGAACCGUAACCGACGGCCUCCUACCAGGAUACACAUGAAAGAGGUAGCUGAUGUGUCCUCUGAUGGUAUCCUGCGAUUGGAUCUUGAUCUUGAGAAUGCCACAAUGCCUAAUGGGACCUCCCAUGUCAGUGUUGAUGGCCCUGAAAAAACGGCCAAAACGCCAGUGACUCCAUCUAAAGACAGCAACGCUACAGAGAAAGAGUCAGAGCAAAGUCCUGAGGAAGAGACUAAGACUGAGCCAGAGACCAGUCCCCAGAAAAAGGUCUUUAAACCUCCCAUGCCCCCUAUCAAAGAGGCUAAACCCAGCUCACCACCUGAGGACGAACCUGAGAAGGAUGAUGGCUCAGAGAAAAAGGUCUUAAAACCUCCCAUGCCCCCUAACAAAGAGGCUAAACCCAGCUCACCAUCUGAGGAAGAACCCUUGAAGGAUGAUGGCUCAGAGAAAAAGGUCUUGAAGCCACCAAUGCCUCCUUCUAAAGAGGUGAAGCCCAGUGUUUCGCCCAAUGAAGAAGAAGCUUCAGAGGAAGACAAAGCUGAGAAGGUUCCUGAAAUGAGUCCAGAUUCCAAGAAAAAGACUGGACCACCUCCAACUCCUCCAAACAAACCCGUGAGCAACCUAUCUGAGGCCCCACAGUCCAGGCCAAACUCCCACCCUCCUACCCCUCCAUGCAAAGAGAAGAAACCCUCCCAUCCUGCUGAGGAGUUGAACCAAGAGGUUCAAGGCUCAGCUGAUGAGAAUAAGGAGGAGGAGGAAGAGGAGAAAGUGAAGGAGGUGACGGAAACAGCUUUGGAAACGGAUGAGGCAGAGCAGUCGGUUUCUAAAGAGGAUGACGGUCGUCAGAGUCCCAGUGCUGAAGGACAAGUUUCAGAAGACAAAUCAGGAGAAGCCGACAAUGAGCCACAAGAACCCAGCGAGCCGCUCGCAAAGAGUCCUCCUCUUGUUCCCAAGAAAAAGCCUGAGAAACCUGCUCAGCCCGACGAGGGUGAAGACAGUAGUGCACUGCUGCAAAAUGCUCCAGAUACCUCAGCCGGCUCUUCUCCAGCAGAAGAGACACCGCCCAAGAGUGAAGUCCCCACAGUGGUUGUCUCUGUGAAGGACCCGGUCGCUGAUAGCCUCAGCCUGAGUCCACUGCUCUGUCACUUUCCCGGGGAGAAGAAAAAGAAGGCGGAGGAGAAGUCUGUGGACAGCGGCCAGCACUCAGAUGAUGACAGCGAAAGCUCUGUGAGUGAGGACACACUCGCGGCUUCCACGGCUGCCCUGAGAGGAAGCAACGCCGGUCUGGAUGUGUUGGACGCCAACGAGGACGACGCUCCGAUCUCUGUUACUUUAAGGCACCCAAAGGUGGCGCCCAAGCCUCAGGUUGGAUCAAAGGCAUUUCCCUUACGACGCUCAGAGCCCACUCCUCCUCUCAAACCCUCAGCGAAGGCACGGUCAGCCUCCAUAGGAGAUCUGCUGUCCGUCUCUUCAGUCUGUACUGAGGCGAGGCAGCAGACCAGUGCCGAGGUGGAAGACAAAGCCACGCCGGCUGAGGAGGUCGGGAAACUGGAGGCCGAGGUGGCGCUGGAGAUAGAAAAGACCAGGGAGCUCCUGAGCAGAGUGUCCAUCAAGGGAGGUGACGGGGAGUCCAUGUCGGAGGACCUGCUCACCAAGGCCAUGGAGAAGCUGAAGACGGCCGACCAUGUCCUCAGAGAGGUCAAGAAACUGACACCAGCAAAGAACUCAAGCACCAGGAGGAAGAGCUUGUGAAAGAGCAGAUUGUCAUGUAAAUAACCAUUCGCUAAACCUUUCUCCUACUGAGUGAUUAUCCAUUAAUAAGUCAUCAUCAGUCCUGUCAAGAUCUGGAUCUCUCCGCAUCCUGUAGCGUUUGUAUGAGGCUUAAUAUUUGAUGUCUACAGAGGGCUUUUUCUUGUGUCUGUUCCAGAUCCAGAAACACCGGAGUGAAGUGUAACAGAUUGAUUGAACGGUGUGUCUUUUUGCUCCAAUCUUUAGCAUGUCAAGCUUACUACCCUUCUGUCUGUAGUAGUAUCUGAGCAUUACAAACAAAGCCUGUACAGUAGCCUAGAGAUAAGCUGAGAGUACUCAAGCUUCAAAGCACAGAUUCAAUACAAUGUGCUGGAGCUGAUGUCAAAUGAAAGAAAAAAUCCAUGAUUGAUGAAGUCAGCGUUCGCAAACAUUUUGACAGUUUUUAAAGUUUAAGGUGCUGCAGUGGGUUAGCAAAUCACCGUGCUAUAAGCGGUAUUAUAAAGUUUUAUGAUAAACGAUUUAGUGUAUGAAAGUAAGUUAAGAAAGGUUCCCAUGUCUCAUAGAAUUUCCUCUUCAAGCUUCUGACAGAGAAACGUAACAUCUCGAGUUUGAGACAGGACAUUACAUCCUGACGCCACUGUUCAAGCGUGGGCAGGGCAGCACCCUUCCAUUUCAGCAGGAUUGCACGUCUGGCCAAGAGCAAGGCAAAAGCGACCAUGCGGUGUUCUGUAGAAGUCAGGUGGGGGUUGCACUGUGUGUUUUAAGACAACGGGGUUCCACUCAGAGACCUUCAGUGGGUGCCAAAGCGCUCCAAACUGAAUUCCUCCAUGAUAUUGCUUUAAAUGAUUUGUGAUAACAUCACACUGUGACUAUGAUGUGCCAUAAAUAUUAACCCUUACUCAUGAAUAUACAGCAGCAAAAAAAAGGUACAUUUGUGUUUAGUGUGACCUGUGAAGGCUUCUUACACAGCCUGUUAUAAUUUAAGCUUCUUGAACAAAAAACAUAGGCUAGUACUGAUGCAGCACGUCUGAACAAAGUCGAAGCCUUUGCAGGAUAGCGUUUUAAUAUCAGUGAGGUAGAGCUGUGAUUCAGGCACACAUGUGAAGAGCUGCUUCAAGCCACCAGAUGUCACUGUUUGCUGAACUGAAGCCCUCAGACUUUGAAUCUUUUUCAGCACAGACACAAAGAAAGGCUUCCACGCCGUUUUAUGGCUUCAUCUGCAAAAACAGCCCCCACCCCACCCCCCCUCAGUAAAAACACAUAGACUGUUUGCCCACCAUGUGGAUACUUGCUCUGGAUGCUCAGAGAUCAGACUUUUUCCCCACAUCAUUUUAAAUGUAAAUCUGUUUGAAUUGAGUCUGUUUAUAGCCAGCUGAUUGUGUUGAUUGUCACUUUAGAAGGAACGAUAAAUGGCUGCCAGCUAGAAAUGGCAUGAAGGAGACAGGGUUUAGUGAGCGGUCAGUCGAUGGACUUGGGGAAUAAUGACAUGACGUGUCUCAUUUUUGAUUGUUGUGCAGAUUAUGUAACUGUUUGCUCAUAAUUAACUACGUGCAAUUAUUUCUAGUUUCACUUUCUCUGCAGCUAAACGUAAAGCUUCAUUUUUAUUGCCCAUUUUGUGUUUUGUUUAUAUCUGACAUUUCAAGGAUAAUUGCCUGAAGGAUAAUUUGAGAAUGAAUAAGAAUAUGAAAAUGCUAUGCUGUCAGUAAAUACAUUGAGAACAUGCAAAAUGACUCAAAUUUGUAAAUACCAAAUUGCACAACUUAAUAUUGUCUUGUGGAUUUAGAAAGCUUUUUCUCUUAUUCUCAGUUCCCAUGUUUUAGCUGGCAGUUUAUAUGAGGGAUUUUUUAUUGUACAUACUUUACAUGUUCAUCGCAGCAUUGUGCUGUUUGUUGUUGAGGGACAUGUACCAACAUAGCUCAGGAGUUUUCUAAAAGUGAUCUUUAUAGUCUAACCAUGUGAAUAGAAUAAGAAAGGGUGGGCAGUUUUGUUAUUAAUAAUAUGUUCUUAAUAGUGAUGCUGUGGCCUUAAUAGCUCUUAAUGCUCUCACUAACACACUUGUAAUAAUUGCUCAUCAGACAUGUCUCUGCAUGAAGGAUUUCCCCUGGUUUUAUCUGACGCUUUGGUAAAAGCUAUUUCCACACAAUCUGCCUUUCAGAGUAUGUAAGAACAUUUUCUAACAUUUUGUACUCUUUGAUAACAUUUUCUAUGGCUCAAAUAAUUAAAGGGAAACGAUGUGUUCA